AUGUCAUAUCUAUCAAUCUAUCUAUCUAUCUAUCUAUCUAUCUAUCUAUCUAUCUAUUAUGCCUUUCCUUUGUAUGGCAUAUUUGCGUCUAUUUCUUUCAUUUACGGAAUAGUCUGUGCCUUUCAUUUGUAUGGCAUAUUUGAGUCUAUUCCUUUCAUUUGUACGGAAUAUUUGAGUCUAUUCCUUUCCUUUGUAUGGCAUAUUUGCGUCUAUUCCUUUCAUUUGUACGGAAUAUUUGAGUCUGUGCCUUUCCUUUCUAUUGAAUAUUUGAGUCUCCGCCUUUCUUUUGUUCGGUUUUGUCUUGUUUUCUCUUUGUGUCUGACUGCUUCGUGUAAUUCUAUCUAUCUAUCUAUCUAUCUAUCUAUCUAUCUAUCUAUCUAUCUAUCGUCACUGAUCUUAUCUAUCUAUCUAUCUAUCGAUCUUAGUCUGCUCAUUAUCUAUCUAUCUAUCUAUCUAUCUAUCUAUCUAUCUAUCUAUCGUCAUCUGAUCUAUCUAUCUAUCUAUCUAUCUAUCUUAGUCUGCUCAUUGUCUGCUCAUUAUCUAUCUAUCUAUCUAUCUAUCUAUCUAUCUAUCUAUCUAUCUAUCUAUCUAUCUAUCUAUCUAUCGAUAGUCUGCUCAUUAUCUAUCUAUCUAUCUAUCUAUCUAUCUAUCUAUCUAUCUAUCUUAGUCUGCUCAUUGUCUGCUCAUUAUCUAUCUAUCUAUCUAUCUAUCUAUCUAUCUAUCUAUCUUAUCUAUCUUAUUAUUAUCUAUCUAUCUAUCUAUCUAUCUAUCUAUCUAUCUAUCUAUCUUAGUCUGCUCAUUAUCUAUCUAUCUAACAUUUUCUUAACCUUUUUUAUCUAUUCUUCCUCUGUGUUUUCUUUUAACAUUUAUUUAUUUAUCUAUCUAUUUCCCGUUUUGCUUUUUAAAGUAUCUAUCUAUCUAUCUAUCUAUCUAUCUAUCUAUCUAUCUAUCUAUCUCAUUCUCUUCUACUGGUAUCAUUCAACAGCCACCACCAUCUAUCUACCCCACCGUCUUCAUAUCUAUCUAUCUAUCUAUCUAUCUAUCUAUCUAUCUAUCUAUCUAUCUAUCUAUUUAUUUCCGUUAUCUAUCUAUCUAUCUAUCUAUCUAUCUAUCUAUCUAUCUAUCUAUCUAUCCCAGUCUGCUCAUAUCUAUCUAUCUAUCUAUGACAGCCUGCUCAUUAUCUAUUUAUCUAUCUAUGUAUCUAUCUAUCUCGGUCUGUUCAUUAUCUAUCUAUCUAUCUAUCUAUCUAUCUAUCUAUUUAAAGGCAUUUUUAUGUUUAACGUUCUUUUUAUGGAUACAAGUAUUUAA
Acanthosepion pharaonis is the source of this 1308-nucleotide messenger RNA. The record is from the annotation of a GenBank genome assembly. NCBI's taxonomy places the organism in Eukaryota, Metazoa, Mollusca, Cephalopoda, Sepiida, Sepiidae.